This is a messenger RNA of Drosophila persimilis, 1567 nucleotides long. Its product is annotated as gamma-aminobutyric acid receptor alpha-like. Gene Ontology annotation, cellular component: synapse; neuron projection; membrane. The transcript has 5 exons. Bases 35 to 1567 code for a protein of 510 amino acids. Lineage: Eukaryota; Metazoa; Arthropoda; Insecta; Diptera; Drosophilidae. The record is from RefSeq and is a predicted model, not a curated record. Gene Ontology annotation, biological process: chemical synaptic transmission; regulation of membrane potential; signal transduction. Gene Ontology annotation, molecular function: neurotransmitter receptor activity; extracellular ligand-gated monoatomic ion channel activity; GABA-A receptor activity.
AAAAAACCAAUCACAAUCUUCAAAUCGAAAUAGAAUGGCGCGCUUGGUGUCUACUGAUAUUCUAAGCCGCAAUAUCUCUAACAUUUUGGAAAACCUUCUCAAACGCUAUGAACAGUCACAACUUCCUACACAUGGAAAGGGGAUACCUACGGUGGUGCAAACCAAUAUACUUAUACGUAGUAUGGGUCCGGUGUCAGAGCGGGAUAUGGAAUAUUCAAUGGAUUGCUAUUUUAGACAGUAUUGGCGAGAUAAGCGGUUGAGUUUUGAGGGGCCAAUUAAAAGUUUAUCCUUGAGCAUUAAGAUGCUAGACAAAAUCUGGCGACCAGACACUUACUUUUAUAAUGGAAAACAUUCUCAUAUACACACAAUUACUGUGCCAAACAAAUUACUUCGACUUGGUCAAGACGGCGGAAUCCUCUAUUCGAUGAGAUUAACCAUUAAAGCCACAUGUCCCAUGGAGCUGAAAAAUUUUCCGAUGGAUAGACAAUCGUGUCCCCUUAUAUUUGGUAGCUAUGGCUAUACGAACCAACAGCUAGUUUACGAAUGGAAAGAUCAAGAUGAUGCCGUGUCAUUUGUCCCCGGAAUGACUCUUAACCAAUUUGAUCUCAUUAGCAUGAUGCACCGCAAUUUCACGUCAACACGACGAGAGGGUGACUUUUCAGUUUUACAAGUAGCAUUCAACCUCAAACGUCAUACCGGAUACUUUCUAAUCCAAGUUUAUGUGCCCUGCAUUUUGAUCGUGGUAUUGUCUUGGGUAUCAUUUUGGAUACAUCGUGAGGCCACUAGCGACCGUGUCGGUCUCUGUGUAACAGCAGUUCUAACACUAUCAACCAUUAGUUUGGACUCACGGACUGACUUGCCAAAAGUCAAAUAUGCAACUGCCCUGGACUGGUUCCUUCUGAUGAGUUUUCUCUAUUGCAUAGCCACUUUGCUAGAAUUCGCGGGUGUUCAUUAUUUUACUAAACUUGGCAGUGGCGAAAUACCACGUCUGGAAGAGCACUUGGAAAAUAUCAGGAAAACUAACAUAGCACAUGGCAUUGAAGCCAACAAAAAAGUUAGUGACGAGGAUAUAGAAGAUAAUGGUAGCGAUGAGGCCAGUGAGCAAAUGAACUCACAGAAUGAUAUUUGCGUUUGUUCGGAAAAUGACACUCUUGAAUUCGAAUCUGCAGAAUCAUUACCAACAGCACUAGAUGACACUGCUUUUCGUAAACGGAAUGCCCUCACAUGUCCUAUCUUUACCGUAAGUUCAUAUAUCUUUCCCAAGGCCUCCUCGCGUGGAGCCACCAUGGAACGAACCACGCAAACGGAACCCCCCGUCAUUUCGCGUAUGCGACAGAUAUGGCUCUGCCUCAAGAGUGACGACCAGUUCCGAAAACAGCGUGAGCGUGACGCAGCUGCAGAAAAGACUGAACAAGGUCACAACGUAAGCUAUGUAAACAGCGUUUCGCUAAUCGACCGCUUCGCGCGCAUUGCGUUUCCGAUGUCAUUUGUGCUUUUUAAUCUUUUAUACUGGUUGGCCUACGGAAUGUAUAAAAAAGAGUUUUCAUGGUCCACUAUAAAGACAUAG